This is a messenger RNA of Penicillium angulare, 684 nucleotides long. RefSeq lists its product as uncharacterized. Bases 1 to 684 code for a protein of 227 amino acids. The record is from RefSeq and is a predicted model, not a curated record. NCBI's taxonomy places the organism in Eukaryota, Fungi, Ascomycota, Eurotiomycetes, Eurotiales, Aspergillaceae. The transcript has a single exon.
AUGAGACUUGCCAACGCCUCAGUCCUAGCGAUGCUGCCCGCCACUGGCCUCGCUACCUGCGGCACCGCCUACUCGGGCGAUCAGACCAGCAGUACGCUGCUCCGCACCGUCGUGCUCGACAUGGGGAACGAUGCCGCCAACAUCACCGCCACCCAGUACGACAAGUACUUUAAGCAAGGGAGCGCCCUCAAGGGCGUCGAGGCCGUUAUCGCCGACAGCAAAUUCUACAUCAACCUGUGGGCCAUCCCAGGCACCGAGUCCGCCUUCAAAAAGGUAAAUCCAUGCUUAAACGACGGCUAUCUGGUUAAUCAAGUGCCCUGGCUGUAUUACAACACUACCGCCGCCAGCUGGUGGGGUGGUUACAAGGCUGAAACCCAGGCCAGCAGUUACAAUGCUGCCGCCUUGUCUGUGGUGACAAAUAUCGUUGCCGGCCUCGAGGUACGCUUCUGGGACACCAAUGGCGAUGGCUACACCGAUCUCAUCGAUGCCGACUACCUUGAGGGUGUGACCGUCGACACCAUCACUAAGAACACCAACGGUACUUACUCAGUCUACCGCGGCAAUAUCGACGUCCCCAACAAGACGCGCUGGGAAGGCACUAUCUUCAACGCCGACCUUUUCAGCGGCGCCGGCCCUGCUAUCUCCGCCAGCAAUUUUGACACAGCGCCAAGGGCUGGGCCAUGA